AUAAUCUAUGGUUGUAUUACUGAUCUGUGAUUGUAGUUAGGAAGUUGUCCUCACUUUAUUGUGUCACGUUCACUAAAUUUUGGUUUAGUAGUGGGUUGUCGACGUUGUGGAUGUCAUAUUUAAAGACGUCAAAUAUGGAGGAGGAACGUCUCUUUGACGAGAGAGUUUCUAUUCGAGAGUCUGCUCGACCAUUAAAAAAGUAUGGAAGCACCUGCAACCACAUGAAAAGGAACGAGGAAUACAUUAAACAUGUUAUGUCUAAAGGGGACACCUUGCAAGGGAUCGCAUUAAAAUAUGGUGUAACUAUGGAGAAAAUAAGAAGGGCCAAUAGAUUGUUCGCUACGGACAGUUUGUUUUUGAGAGAAUAUUUAUUGAUUCCGGUGACCAAAGAUUCUCCUUUUUACGAAAACGGGGAACGCGUAACCGAGCUGCCUCCUCCGAAUCAUCGCGCCUCCAUAGCAGGCAUGCCAACUAGAAACAGUUUUUCGCCUGGAAGCCCCGAUGAGAAGAAGAGUUUUGACGAAUUCCUGAACAGAGUAGACUCAUCAUUGGCUGACAUAAAGCGACAUGUAGAAAAAACAAAAGAAAACAGUGAGUUCGUGAAGGAUAUAGAUGAGGGUUACGUGAGGCACAGGCCGACGGCGCGACUCAGACAGUCCGCGUCUAUGGGCGCUUCGUCGUCUUACAAUGAAGUAAUACCGCCUCCCUUGCCGCCUCCGCCCGUCUCCCUCACCCAGGGCAGACGCGUCGACUCCUCGCUCAGACGGCUGGAGAGGACACACGACGACCUAUUCCAGUUGUAGCGGCAGAAACAGCGCAGGUAUGCGCGACUCGAGUGAAUGCGAUCCGCUAUUGAUAUCGUAUUGAUAUCGCAGCGGGGUCGCAACGGUCGCCGCGACGAUCCGACGAUCGCGCAGUCGACCGCCACUAAGCCUAACGGUGAGUCUGGUGACAAGGACUAUUGAAUUCAACGAUAGAAUAAAUAUAUAAAUAUAGUUUAAAAAAAAAGCACGCUUCAAUGGAAAGCUGUACUGGAAGUGCGUGACCUUGGUCAUAGUAAAAAAAUCAUUGGAAGGGUCAUCGGUCAUUGAUACCUGAGCAAAUAUGAUCUCCGACCACUUGGAAACGUACGUUGAAAGAUUCCGUCACAAAUGUACAGACAGGACAACUUAAUGAAAGCGUAUUAAUAAAAACAUUGUCGUGUCUAAAGCAAAUUUGUAUAUUAAAAUCAAAAUUUCUCUGUGAUUUUAAAUGUUCGUAAUGUGAAGAUUCGGUAUAUGCAUAAUUUAGCACUAGCACCCCUAGUGGUAUCCGAGAUGAACUAUACAGUGUUAUGUUUCUAAAUAUAUAUGUAUAUUAAUUAUCUGAAAACAAAUGCUGUAACAUUAUCGACUUCUAAAUUUAAGUUAAUAGUCAAAAUUGACUUUGAAUGUAUUUUCUAAUUUUAUUAAUAAAUAAAUAAAAUAUGAGUUAAUACAGUUGAGAUUAUCGGAACAAUUGUACCGACGGGUGAAAGGCAAUUUUUACUAAGCGACAUUUGGCUUAAUACACGACAUUUAUCUUGCUAAUUAAAUGUGCGUUUUAUUUGGUAUUAGCAACCCGCCCUCGCUUCACUUCGGAAAUAUUAAAUUUUAUUAUUGAUAGCUUGUCGUACCGCGGGUGACGCUGCGGGGCGAAUCUAGUCUAAAAAAAAGGUAGCCUAAGUUACUCCUUAUAUCAUAAGCUACCUAUCAGUGAAAGUCUCGUCAAAAUCGGUUCGGCCGUUCCAGAGAUCAGCCGGAAAAAGCAGACAGACAGACGACAAAAAUUGUAAAAAAAAUAUUUUGGUGUAUGUAUGUACCGUAUGUAUUAUAUUCAUAUAUGCAUGUAGUAAAAAUCGAUUAUUUAAAUAUUACAAACAGACACUCCAAUUUUAUUGUUAAGUAUAGAAUACAAGUAGCAUCAACAGUUCGAUGUUCUUAAUUGAACUUCAAUUAAGUUUACUCCAUUCAAUAAAUAGCUAAAGAAGUUUUUUUUGUAAUGAUAUUUUUUCCAAAUUAUAAACUUUAAACGGUUCUGAUGUAAAGUUGUAAAAAUGUCGUUUAAACCAAAUAGCCAUUCCCUCCUCGAUAUGGUCACUGACUCUUCGGAUGUGUUAACGUAGUCUCGAUAAGUUACUAAGGCAAUAUAAAUGUUGUUGUUUAAUCUUAAGGUAUAUUUUAGAUGUAUGAUAAUCAUCUUUUAUUGUUACACGGAAUUUGUUUCUAAGUCAAUGAAAGAUUAUCGUGUUAAUUUUGAAGUACCCUCUUUAUUUAAGUGGCUUGGUUCGAUUAUCGGAGACUCACGCCACGUUGUGAGCAAGGGCGGAUCCAGCUUUGGCGCCAGGAGGGGGUCACAUAGUCGUGGGCAAGUUAAGAACUUAUAAUUUAAUUUUGAUAACAAUAGAUUAUAAAUAAAUCAUGAUGUUCUUCAAUUAGUCCAAGUUAGUUCAAGUCCUGGACCUAGCUCGGGGGGGGGGGGGUAUAAUGACCCCCAUGACCCCCCCUGGAUCCGCCGUUGGUUGUGAGCAGUACAUUUGCCUCUUUAGUAUUGAAUCCAGAAUUGUACUGGUACAAGGUUCGUUCUUAAAACUAGAGAGAAUUAUUUUACUAAAAGAUUUAACUGCAGCUGAAGUAUGAUAGUUAUUAUGGCGCUAGGUACCGUAGAUUGGGAGGAACUGGGACCUUUUCCAAUUCCUACAUAAAAUUUCAAUGGUUUUUCUUAGGGUAACACUAAUAAAAUUCAAUUUUUAUAUGCGAUGCGAUAUUAUACAUAGCUCAUUACAAAAUAUACACAAAAACUGAAAAAACUAGCUUGACCCUAUUGACCUUGGCUUUGGGGUGAAUCAAGUUACGUAUGUAGGGGGACAAUAGUAUUUUCCGUUUUCGAUAGAGCUAGCACUUUUUACUUGUUAGGUAGGUACCUAACUUUAGGUAAUUAACUUUUUAAUAUCUUUAAUGAGUUAUAAAACUUUGAUGACUAAAUUAAACACUAAAUAAAAGUCAUUAUCAAUUCAACAAAGUUAAAUCUAACAACUCCACAAAAGUAUUGUGACAUCCCAGAUUUGUCCCUAUUCUCUAUAACUCUAGUCUCUAUUCCCCCAAUCUACUAUACCAACUUGUAAACUUACAAAAUGAAAAAUGUUCUUGGAUGUGGUUAUUGAAAAAGAAGGUUUAUUUCCAAGUUGGAAGUCGUGGCUUGAAGAUUAAAACGCACGGCUUACUCAUAUUGAGAGAAGUGAUUGUGACAAGGAAGGUAUAAAAUCGAUUUAAAAAAAAAUUUGAAAUUUAUUAUACAAUUGAAAAACAGACUUCUAGUCUCAAGAUGGAUGGAAUUCAAGUUAUGAUCUGUGUGGGCUAUGCUAAUCACUUACUAUUAGAUAGGCCGGUAUCUCGUUCACCCAACAAUGCAUUAAAAAAACCCAAUAAAAACAAUAAAGAUCAUUUUUCUGUUUUGCCAAAAAUAUCUUUAUAACCAAGUUCAGUUAUAUGUAUGUAUAUAAGAUAGUUAUAUCAAAGUUAAAAUUGUAUAGUAAAAAAAUAUUAUGUAAACGAGGCACUAAAAUACAUUUACGUGUUUUAUAUUUAGUAGUGUUUGUUGAGCUUAUACAUAAUAUGUAAUUAAAAUAUGUAAUGUAAAUCGUUUUGUAUAUUAUCAAAUGUAUCUUAGGCAACUAUUAUUAACACAUAUGUAUAUAGGUAUAAUAUUAUGUACUAUGUGAAAAAUCGAGUUUCAAAAUUGCUGGCUUUCAUUGCAGCACAUCCCUAAUUGUUAGGGUUGACUCCUAUAACUUUGCGCUUCUGAAUAUUUUCAUAUAUUAAAUUUGUUGAUUUUUGAAAAUGUAACAUUUUUUUAAGCUAUUUUCAUAUAAUUGUUGUAACAGUUGUUAAUUGUUUUUAUGCUGUUCAUAAAAUCAGUGAUAUAUUAAUCUUU
Messenger RNA from Bombyx mori (domestic silkworm), 3951 nucleotides. It is a transcript of the gene red, whose product is annotated as lysM and putative peptidoglycan-binding domain-containing protein 2. The transcript has 4 exons. Lineage: Eukaryota; Metazoa; Arthropoda; Insecta; Lepidoptera; Bombycidae. Bases 111 to 803 code for a protein of 230 amino acids. The record is from RefSeq and is a predicted model, not a curated record.